Tigriopus californicus is the source of this 1691-nucleotide messenger RNA. RefSeq lists its product as uncharacterized. NCBI's taxonomy places the organism in Eukaryota, Metazoa, Arthropoda, Copepoda, Harpacticoida, Harpacticidae. The record is from RefSeq and is a predicted model, not a curated record. Bases 77 to 1612 code for a protein of 511 amino acids. The transcript is spliced from 5 exons.
UCUUAUCUUGCUAUGCCAACCAAACAUUGUACAAUUUAGUUGCUUUUCUUUUCCCUCUGUUCACGACACAAGGACCAUGAAAAGAUCAGACUUUACAAUACGAAGCUUAGCCUUUUGUUUUUUAGUUCUAUUUGCUGAAGGUUCGGAUCUCGUCAGGCUCCCUGAGAGGGACGAAGCCUUUUUUAUCCAAGCUAAAUCCAGUGAUAUUGUAGUGAAAACAGGAGGGUCAUUCUUGUUAAAUUGCCAAAUCAAUAAGCCAUGGCACACGUGCAGUUGGAAGCCACCAAAUAAGGAAUGGUGUUCGUUUCUUGCCACCACUAAAUAUGACACAGGCUGCAACUCCAACGACAGAAUCAAUCACGCGCUCGGACAUCUCGAAUUUGAGUCUCCUGUAAAUAAGAAUUGCUUUAUCACAGUAACUCAUGCCCAGCCCAUGGAUUCUGGCACAUGGAAUUGUCACGCUGCUCAAGAAGUCACGAGUGCCAGUGAGCAGAUAGUCGAAAGUGUGAGUGUUACGGUCGUCCAUCCCGUUGAACUGAUGCCAAUAUCGUCGGAAACAUUCAUUUUCGCGAAUGAAAGUGACAAGGCUGAAAUUGUUUGCAAUGCAACGGUCAUUGGAGAAGAAGAGCCCAAGAUAACUUGGCUGGUGAAUCACAGAGAGGUUAACCCUCACAGGGUGACGAGGGAACCAAAAGAGGGUCCAGGUGAAGAUGGGCGGUGGUUUUUAUUGGUUGGCUUGCAAUUGAAGAAUAUACCAAACGACUCUCAUCUAGUGUGCCGGAGCAAACAAACUUUCCCAAAUGGCACUGUUUGGCUCGAAAAAGUGGUCAUGACUCAGUUGCAUAUUGUGGCAAAGCCUAGCCCCUUGAAAGCACUUGAAACUGAGGAUGAGGGUUCACAUACCAAUGUUGCUGGGACGACGAUUGCUGCUUUAGUUGUUAUUGCCACAUUCAUCAGCAUAUUUUUGAUUUGUUAUGCCAAACAAAAGAAGACAUGGUGCUACAGACCCGACGAAAAACCUAUUCUAAAUGAUCAACCCUCUCCAAGUGCACCUCAGUACGAAGAAGGAUCAUUGUUAAUUCAAAACAUUAACAGUAAUCCCCCUCCACCUUUGGUUGAACCUGUACAAGAUGUUCUUCUUGGACGAACGGAAACCCAACCUAGUUCCCAAAUCAACGAAUUGCACCAAGAGAGUACAAAUGGAGUAAUGUCAGGGUCUUCAUCUGAUACUGGGCUCGGGUCUAGCCUUGAUAAUAACUUGGAAAAUACUGCACGUAAAAUUCCAAAAGAUCCUUUGAACUUUGUUGCAAUUUCAAAUCCGAAUAUCUUUAACCAAAUGGAGGCAACUGAAAUGGGUGAUAUUGAUGGGGUCGUGAGGAUAUCAACGGAUUCGCUGAACACCCGGUAUGCUGAGCUCAUUUCUGCCGCUCCAGCAAGUACGUUCAUCAGGAGCCAUUCCUUGUCCCAAGACCGAGAACCGGCUACGGAACCAAUUUACGCACAAAUUGGGGGGGAAAAGCGACCGCUCACACAACCGGCGAGUUUUCCGAACCUCGAAAAGAAACGAGUGGCCCGGCACAAUAACUAUGUGAAAGUAACCCUCCCGAAUUGAAUGAAUUGUUUACUUGCAGAACUGAUCUCAUUUGACUACAACUUCAUUGUGAAUUAAAACAAAAAAGCCUCUUUCGUGA